AUGGGGUGGAGCCUUCGACAGGAGUGGAAGAAUUGCCAGUUUGGGAGACAAUCUGCACAAGUAAACCUGCUACCGUUAGCGGAGGCAAAAGAAGGGAAGAAGUUGAAGCAGCAGAGUGCACGGCCUGUCUGUCAUGAUAGAAUUGCUAAAGUCAAGUUGCCAUUUAAUUCCGGUGGGAGACGAGGCAACGAUGAAGAUGAAGAUGAAGAUGAAGAUGAAGAAGAUGAAGAUGAAGAUGAAGAUGAAGAAGAGGAAGAUGAAGAUGAAGAGGAGGAUGAAGAGGAAGAUGAAGAGGAAGAUGAAGAGGAAGAUGAAGAGGAAGAUGAAGAGGAAGAUGAAGAGGAAGAUGAAGAGGAAGAUGAAGAGGAAGAUGAAGAGGAAGAUGAAGAGGAAGAUGAAGAGGAAGAUGAAGAGGACGAUAAAGUGAUACGGGUGGGCGACCCGAAUGAAUGGAAAUGGAGAAAAGAGCUCACCCAAACUGGGAGGAGAAGAUGA
Messenger RNA from Drechmeria coniospora, 495 nucleotides. RefSeq lists its product as uncharacterized. The transcript has a single exon. Bases 1 to 495 code for a protein of 164 amino acids. NCBI's taxonomy places the organism in Eukaryota, Fungi, Ascomycota, Sordariomycetes, Hypocreales, Ophiocordycipitaceae. The record is from RefSeq and is a predicted model, not a curated record.